This is a messenger RNA of Haliotis rubra (blacklip abalone), 3428 nucleotides long. RefSeq names its product peptidyl-prolyl cis-trans isomerase FKBP4-like. Lineage: Eukaryota; Metazoa; Mollusca; Gastropoda; Lepetellida; Haliotidae. Gene Ontology annotation, molecular function: protein binding; peptidyl-prolyl cis-trans isomerase activity. The record is from RefSeq and is a predicted model, not a curated record.
CAGGGGGAUAAAAUUACAUUUGUGGAUCUCACAUGGUCAGAAACAUCGAGAAGCAAGCUCUCAGUAUCCACAGAGCUGCAUCAUUGGUUGUGUCGGGAUAAAGACUAACACAUUGCAGAUUUGCCUGAUAUUCUUGAUAAGACGUGGGAAAACGUAUUUUUAAAAAUGGAAAGCGAUAAGCCUCAAGAGGAACAGAAACCAUCAGAAAGUGCGGUUGAUAUUUCUCUCGAAUCGGACGGUGGGAUUUUGAAAGAAAUUUUACGAGAGGGCGAAGGCCACACAAGUCCAUCUCCCGGAGACACCGUGUUUGUUCAUUAUGUGGGGACACUCACAAAUGGGGAAAAGUUUGAUUCCAGCAGAGAUAGGGAAGAGAAGUUCGAAUUUCAGCUGGGAAGAGGUAAGGUGAUCAAGGCAUGGGAUCAGGGCGUGGCAACGAUGAAGCGUGGAGAGCUGGCCAAGUUUUGGUGUAAACCGGAGUACGCGUAUGGCGAGGCAGGUGCCCCACCCAAGAUUCCCCCUAAUGCUACACUUGUAUUCGAAGUAGAAUUAUUCGACUGGAAAGGUGAUGAUAUAACAGAAAGUAAAGAUGGCGGCAUCAUUAAGCACGAAAUAAAGAAAGGCGACGGGUUCAAAACUCCAAAUGAUGGCGCCAUGGUAAAUGUUCAUUAUAGUGGUCUAUACGAGGGUAAAGUGUUUGAAGAGCGCGAUGUAGAGUUCGAGGUUGGAGAGGGGUCAGAAAAGGGCAUUGUAGAAGGUCUGGAGAUAAUUGCGAAGAACUUAAAGAGUGGUGAGAAAGCCAGGUUUGAUGUAUCAUCCCAGUAUGCCUAUGGAGCAGUAGGAAAUAAGGACUUCAAUAUCCCUCCUGGAGCCACUGUGGAGUAUGAAGUGGAGUUGAAGUCCUUUGAAAAGGUGAAGGAAGGCUGGGAGAUGGACACAAAGGAGAAGCUGGAACAGUCCGAGAUUGCCAAAUCUAAAGGAACAACAUUUUUUAAGGCAGGGAAUUAUAAGAAGGCAAUACAGCACUACCAGAAGAUCGUGUCGUACCUGGAGUUUGAGACGAGUCUCGAGGAGGAGGACCAAAAGAAGCGCGACGUGCUGAUGUUGGCGUCACACCUGAACUUGGCCAUGUGCCACCUGAAGUCCGGCGACAGUCUCGGGGCUGUGGAGCAGUGUGAUAAAGCUCUUGAAUUUGAUAAAAAGAGUGCCAAGGCUCUAUUCAGGAGAGGACAGGCCCGAUUCCAGACCAGCGAGUACGAAGAGGCUGUGGUCGAUUACGAGGAAGUGUUGAAGGUGGAACCCGAUAAUAAGGCUGCCAGGAAUCAAAUAGUUCUGUGUAACCAGAAAAUAAAACAGUUCAAAGAUAAGCAGAAGAAGCUCUAUGCGGGAAUGUUCACAAAGUUUGCAGAGCGAGAUGCCAAGAAUGCUCCAAAGCACAAGGUGGAAGAAUCUGCAAACGAAGCCCCAGAGCCGGAGUCCACCAACGGGGAGAUAGAGGUUGAAAAUGGAGGUGACGAAUCAUCUGCCACUGAGACCACAACUGCAGAACCAGCUGAGGCAUAAACUUUGUCUUUGACCUUGUGACGUUUCAUUCGAUGUUACCAUGGUCAUGUCACAUAUUUCCAUCUUAAAAUAAAUCAAGAAUCUGCAUUAAUGCAUUUUGUAAACAAUUUUAUACCUGUCUGUGAUUACCGAUAAGUGUCUAUGAAAUUGAAAUCAUUUUUUAUGGAGUGUACAUUUCUGUUGAUACCUGAAUAAUAGAUGGUAGUAAACUCAGUGUUUGAAAAUGUAGAGAUGAAGCAACUGCAUAAAGAUAAAAGUGUUUGAAAAUGUAGAGAUGAAGCAACUGCAUAAAGAUAAAAUACUGUUUGAGAUAAGGACCACUGAUAAUGAUGUUAGCUGAUUGUUAGUUUCUGAUGGUCAACAUCCAGGGAACUGGUCAGCUGACUUAUACGGGAGUCAGCUGAGUUAUACGGGAGUCAGCUGACUUAUACGGGAGUCAGCUGAGUUAUACCGGAGUCAGCAUUAUACCGGGGUCAGCUGACUUAUAUCGGGGUCAGCUGACUUAUACCGGAGUCAGCUGACUGAUACCGCUACAAGUGUUGUUGAGGAUCUCUCAAUACUGAUUAUUGAUUAGGAACACCAGGUGUCCGUGUCUCACCUGUUGCUGGAGGAAGCCAGAUGUUCAGAUUCAUGGCAGCAGAAUGUGUUAUAGUGACAGGUUAUGUAGAGUACAGUUUGACCCGGGUUCGAAUCCCCACAUGGGUACAACGUGUGAAUCCCAUUUCUGGUGUCCCCAACGUGAUGUUGUUGGCAUAUUGCUAAAAGCGGCUUAAAACCAAACUCAGUCAGUCAGUCAGCCAUUCCACAAAACAAUCUAAGUGCUAAGAUGUCUGUAACUUGUUUUCUCAAAAAUAGAAUGAGGGUAGUCAUAGAACUCUUGUGGAACUAGGUCAUAAUUUACAAGUGAUCUUAGUGCUAAGACAGUCUUAAGUCUUAUACUGUAAAAUCCUGUACAACAGCUCUGUUGUAUGGUUCUGGCCUCCUUGUUGGACACUUGUCCCUUAGUACUGCAUGUGUGGCCUGUGCUCAGAUUCAGGAGUUACUGCCCAUACCGUCAAGAUUAUUAUGUUUCAUCUGGUCCUUGGUCCUGAGAAGUCAAAGAUGGCAAGUAGUAUGGAGUUAUUACAAAGGCAAAUUUGGGGACCAAGUACCUGCAAGAAAAGCAAAUGCAGAUGCUACAACCUUUUCUUAGUACCAUUCAACCAUUCCUCAUAAGUAUGUCUGUAUUGUGUUGUGUGUUUUUCAUCUUCCAUCGUCCCACGUAAAACUGAAGAAACUGUUUUUGUAUCCUUCCAUCUGCCUGCUGACUCUGUAGUCCAAAGCUAAAGAUAUAAUCAAAAUAUUUCAUGUUUAUUAAAAAUAGUCAGUGUAUUGUCAUGAUGGCGAAGAUACGUGUAUUUGAAUAAGGGAAGUAACUCUGAUUCUUGCUCUGCUUUUCCGUGUUUUGAUUCCUCUGUCCUUUUCCUUCUAAUUUUGUCAUCACUGCCACAAGCAAUCCAUUCACUGAGAAUAUGGCACAGAAGAAAUAGUCAACCAGUUUUGACAUAAACUGAAACAAGUGAAACAGCGUUUUUAGGGUAUAUUCCUGCUUCGUUACAGUUGACUCGCCUUCAGGGUGAGCAGUGAAUGAAAUACACAGAAAAUAACAUAAAUGGCCUAUCAAGCUUAUCAUGUCUCUCCAUUCCAUCAGCAAGACUGAAAGCUUCACCACACUUUGGAUGUAAUUAUUAUAGGUGAAUAUGUGUGUGUGUUUGAUAGUACAAGAACCGCCAUGCUGUCAGUAAUGUCAGUUUACGAUCGUCAUUAUUAUAUGUAUAUGUUUAGUUUCAUCUGGGACCUACAUUGACACAUAAAGUUGGUAUAAAAUC